CCAGGUUAUUGAUUAUUUUUCCCAAUUUUUGGUAGGUAGUAAUUUCAAAAGUCUUUUUUCAAUUUUUUUUAUUAAAUUUCCAAUACUGUAAUUUAUUACCAUCCAUGAUAAUUUCAUUCUGGUGUUAGUAUUAGAAAGCUCACAAAAUUUCUCCAGUACUAAAAAAACUGAUUAACCCCCAAACCAGAGGUGAGAGAAAGACAUGGAAGUUCAAAUAGUGGAGGGCAGCGGCAGCGGAAGCGGCGGAGUAGCGUACACAUUGAAACCAAGUCGAUACAGCAACGAAGACAUACUUUUCUGUAUUGAUGUUGACAACGAAAGUAUGGUUGAAAUGAAGAACACUGGACCAAAUGGACGACCCAUUACCCGACUUGAUUCAAUCAAACAAUCCAUUCUCUUAUUCAUCCAUGCCAAACUCACCAUUAAUCCCAAUCAUCGUUUUGCCUUUGCUUCUCUUUCUAAUUCUGCUUCUUGGGUACGAAAGGAGUUUACAAGUGAAGUUGAAUCUGCAAUCGCUGCAUUUCGAGGGUUGUCUGUGAGCUCAUCAGGAGGUCAGGCAGACCUUUCCCAGUUAUUUCGAGUUGCUGCUCAUGAAGCGAAAAAAUCUCGGUCUCAAAGUCGAAUAUUAAGAGUGAUCUUGCUGUAUUGCCGUUCAUCUGUGCAACCGCAAUUUCAGUGGCCUAUUGACCAAAAGCUCUUCACUCUGGAUGUAAUUUACCUUCAUGACAAGCCAGGACCUGAGAAUUGCCCCCAAAAAGUUUAUGAUGCUCUUGUAGAAGCCCUUGAACAAGUUACUGAGUAUGAGGGCUACAUCUUUGAAAGUGGUCAGGGCCUUCAACGCGUUCUUUUCCGUCACAUGUGCUUGUUGUUGUCACACCCUCGGCAACGUUGCUUGCAAGAUGACCUUGAUUUACCCAUGUCACUGACUAAGAAAUUGCCUGCAACUGAUGCUGCUCAGGCUGAAGAUACCAUCACUGUGUCUAGCCAAUGAAAAUGUUGAUUGACUAGGUAGUCGGGGAAUUCAGCAGAUUUUUUGAAUAUUUGUUGUAGUUGUCAUCUUCAGACAUUGUAUCGUAGUUAAAAAGAGACAGCUGCUGCUUUUCUGGUUUCCAUGUACUAAGUUAUCUAGGCAUCCCUAUCUCUGUUUCUAAGUUGGCACUAUGUAAAUUCUGGAGCUUUUUACUGAUGAAGUUCAGCAAGUGUAAAGUGUAAUGUUUAUUAACUUCAAUUGAUGUGCAUUAGUAUAUUUAUCUCAGUGACCCUGUAUGAUGUAUUGAUGUUGGUUAGUUGUUCUUAAGAGUGAAUUAAACUUGCCAGUAA
This is a messenger RNA of Chenopodium quinoa (quinoa), 1320 nucleotides long. RefSeq lists its product as uncharacterized. The record is from RefSeq and is a predicted model, not a curated record. The transcript is spliced from 3 exons. Gene Ontology annotation, biological process: positive regulation of DNA repair. Lineage: Eukaryota; Viridiplantae; Streptophyta; Magnoliopsida; Caryophyllales; Amaranthaceae. The coding region runs from base 203 to 991 and encodes 262 amino acids. Gene Ontology annotation, cellular component: BRISC complex; BRCA1-A complex.